Rhagoletis pomonella (apple maggot) is the source of this 579-nucleotide messenger RNA. Its product is annotated as cuticle protein 38-like. The record is from RefSeq and is a predicted model, not a curated record. The transcript has 2 exons. Lineage: Eukaryota; Metazoa; Arthropoda; Insecta; Diptera; Tephritidae. Bases 1 to 411 code for a protein of 136 amino acids.
AUGGCUUGUAAAUUUUUGCUUAUCGCUUUGUUCGCCUGCGCCGCUGUAGCCAAUGCUGGUCUACUGCCUGCUGCCGCUAUUGCGCCCGGCAUUGUCGCGCCCUACGCAUCCUCGUUCAAUGCUCAUCACAUCAACCAUGCUGUAGCGCUGCCAGUCGCACCAGCACCCUUAGCUGUAGCCGCACCACCUAGGUUAGCUUUCGCUGCGCCUGCCCCUAUUGCAGCACCUGUUGCGGUAGCGCCAAGAGUAGCUUUUGCCGCCCCUGCGCCAGUUGCUUUCGCUGCGCCCGCUCGGUUAGCUGCUGCACCGCUGGCUGCGCCCCUGGCUGCUCCUUUGCCAUUUGCCCCAGCUGCAUAUCCUUUUGCUCCAGCACCUCUACGCUUUGCCGCGCCUGCGCCCAUUCUGGGUUAAAUUAAAUAAAUGCAUACAUAGAGUACCUGAACUAAACUUUUCAAUACGAACAUAACUCGAGUGUACAUAGAUAAAUUAUGAUUUAAAAUUAUAUAUUUUUUUUAUUAAAUAUUGAUUCAAAGAUUAGCAUUCUCAAUGAAAAUUAAUUAAAAGUAGAAGAAUAAAAAA